AUGGCUCUCUUUGAGACGCCCUUGGGCUUCGCAGAUGCUGGCAUGGGUCUGAAGGGAGUAACCCGACCAAACAUGAAGAAGCAGGAGGUGUUCGCAUGUCCAGGCCCUGAUCAAGAGGGUGUGGUGUUUCCGCUCUCAACUGUCCUAUUAUUUGGUGAGCCGGAGGUGAUUUCUGCUGUGCAGCUGAUUUGGGCUCAAGAGAGUUGGCCCAAUGCAGAAGCCAAACGUCAGGAUCUGAUGGUCGAUUUGGCGGAGGUCAUCUCAGAUGUUCUUCUGAGAAGCUCUAGCGUGACGGUCGUGGAAGAUGCCAUUGCAAAGGGUGGCAAUGUAAACGCUUCCAAGGACUCGGUGUCCGUCCUUGCCCAGGCGGUUCAGGCGAAGCACGCUGAGCUCGUCCGAGUGCUUCUGAAGAAUCGCGCCUCGCCCACGACGAGUGACAAGAAGGGGGUCACUCCAUUACACCUCGCGACCUUCGAUGGCUCCUUGGAGAUCUUGAAGAGCCUCAUCAGCAGCAGGGCCGACCUCGAGGCGAAGGACUGCCAUGGUCAAACGCCAUUCUUCUUCGUCCCGAACCGGCGAUCCUGCCUGGUGCUGGGCAACGCCAAGGCGGACCCCAAUGUGCUCAACCACAAAGGACAGACGCCUUUGCAUUUGGCGGCUCAUGCCGGUCUCAACGAUGCAGUGCAAUGGCUCGCCGAGAGCAUGACCGCGAGCAUGGUCGAUGCCCAGGAGUGACGGUUUGACGGCUGAGGAGUGACGGCCGACGCACGGGGAGAGACAGAAGAAGCCGCCGCCGUCUUGUGCACGUAAAAAAGGCCACGAUGAGUGAGGUGGUGUCGAUCCGCAGGUGCUCCAAGUGGUGCUUCAAGUGGUCCAAUCUGAAACUUGACCUUGUUGGAAACAAUGUUUUUCUCCACUAACCACUGACCACCCUUGGGUUAAAUGAAACAUAUGUGUACCUAGACCUUCCAAGGGGUGUCCAAUGGAGAUCUCUCAGUAGUGUGUGGGCUUCCAUUGGUGACCCCUUGGAAGGUGCUGGUUCCGGUGCUUUCAGAGAUCUACCCAGCCAUCAACGAUGCGUUGCAGGUCAGUUCGGCACGGCCCGGAUUGACGCGGUGGCCGUUGUUUGAAGGAUUUGACGAUGGCCCCGAAGUCCGAUCCUAACCGGUGGUGAGACUGUUUCCAGUUCGUCAGCUGGAAUGGUCUGUUCUCUAAAUCUAAGGAGCUAUGAGUAGACACUCCUGAUUUCUGGGGGGCCCUGGCAUGCGUUUAUUUCAUGCUAUCUAGAUAUAUUUUGAAGCCAGUGUAUGGCUUCAUGCUGUCGGCUUGGCCCUGAUAUGGCUGCAAGCUACGAACAAUCAACGGACUACUACGCCACGGUGAGCUUGUGAAGUCCGGCACCUAACGUUCGGAUCUAUACCACAGCAGGACAAGCAUGGCCGAACCGCCGUCUACUGCGCGGCGCAUUCGAACUUGAAGUCCACGG
Molecule: messenger RNA, 1486 nt
Organism: Durusdinium trenchii
Lineage: Eukaryota; Dinophyceae; Suessiales; Symbiodiniaceae
Source: the annotation of a GenBank genome assembly